AACGCAGCUAUUGAGCACUUGUGGAUCCGCAACAGUUAAGUCUGCUGAACGCGGCCAUUUAUGCUGCUUUUUAGCGUCUCAUGAAAUGGCACCUUUAUUAAAGUGUUUCUAGCUGCAAGCGAGCGCGAGUUUGCAAGUUGCAACACUGCUCUAUCAUAUAUGUGCAUAUAUGAUCUUCAUUUAAACGAGUAGACCAUAACCUGAAAAAACAUCUGUCGCCGAACGUCGACGUCACCUCUGAUGAACUCUGGUCACUUCUGUGACCCGCGUACUAUCUACACGUCAUUAUUCCGCAAUCAUUGACUGUAAUUGAAGAUUAAUAGUAACGCGAUAUUAUAAGCACAAAAACGGCAUUGUAGAGACUACGUAAAAUGUCAGAUGUGAGAGACUGGUUCAAUUCUCUACCUAUAUUUACGAGAUAUUGGUUAUUGUGUACCGCGGUUCUGACAUUACUCGGCAGAUUUGGAUUUCUGAGCCCGCUUUCGUUGGUGUUGUGGCCCGACCGAUUUCUGCAUAAUUUUGAAAUCUGGCGGGCGGUGACAAGCGUCUUUUACUAUCCUCUCAACCAAAGCACCGGCUUUCAUUUCCUGAUCAAUUGCUAUUUCUUGUACAAUUAUUCAUUAAGGUUAGAGCGUGGAGAGUAUGAUGGAAAGCCCGCGGAUUAUUGCUUCCUUCUGUUGUUUAAUUGGAUAUGCUGCGUUAUCAUUGGACUUAUUGGCGAUUUCUCCCUGCUUAUGGACCCCAUGGUGCUCAGUGUGUUAUACGUGUGGUGUCAGCUAAAUAAAGAUGCUAUUGUAAACUUCUGGUUUGGUACACAAUUCAAAGCCAUGUAUCUGCCAUGGGUCCUAUUUGGAUUUAAUCUGAUUAUUUCUGGUGGCGGAAUGAUGGAAUUGUUUGGGAUUCUAGUAGGACAUCUGUAUGUCUUCUUGAAAUUCAAGUAUCCCCAGGAGCUUGGUGGUCCAGAAUUACUCAAUACUCCUAGGUUACUUGAAAGUUAUUUUCCACCUCAAAGAAGUGGAAUUCGAUCGUUUGGGAAUGUACCUGCACCUAGACCUACGGGGGAACAGAAUCAAGGAAGAAAUAUAUUUGGAGGGCAUAAUUGGGGAAGAGGUCACGUAUUGGGACAAUAAUUGAAAGA
Messenger RNA from Trachymyrmex septentrionalis, 1138 nucleotides. It is a transcript of the gene Der-1, whose product is annotated as derlin-1. Gene Ontology annotation, cellular component: Hrd1p ubiquitin ligase ERAD-L complex; endoplasmic reticulum membrane. Lineage: Eukaryota; Metazoa; Arthropoda; Insecta; Hymenoptera; Formicidae. The transcript is spliced from 2 exons. Gene Ontology annotation, biological process: endoplasmic reticulum unfolded protein response. The coding region runs from base 372 to 1130 and encodes 252 amino acids. Gene Ontology annotation, molecular function: ubiquitin-specific protease binding; misfolded protein binding. The record is from RefSeq and is a predicted model, not a curated record.